Sitophilus oryzae (rice weevil) is the source of this 1254-nucleotide messenger RNA. RefSeq names its product charged multivesicular body protein 4c (gene shrb). The record is from RefSeq and is a predicted model, not a curated record. The coding region runs from base 184 to 849 and encodes 221 amino acids. The transcript is spliced from 5 exons. NCBI's taxonomy places the organism in Eukaryota, Metazoa, Arthropoda, Insecta, Coleoptera, Curculionidae. Gene Ontology annotation, cellular component: ESCRT III complex; multivesicular body; cytoplasmic side of plasma membrane. Gene Ontology annotation, biological process: vesicle budding from membrane; late endosome to vacuole transport via multivesicular body sorting pathway.
UCAUUUUGUUUUAACCAUUAGUUAUUCUGUGGUUUUAUCUAAACUGUCAUACAACUGUCAGAUGGACUAACUAAAAAGUGAAAAGUGAAAAAUUACGUUGUUUAUUGGACCUAGUGACUCAUAGUUAUUUUCUGCAACAAUUAAACAAUUCCUUAAGCGAUAUUUAGUUUUUAAACUACCAAGAUGUCGUUUUUCGGCAAGAUAUUCGGCGGUAAAAAGGAAGAGGCUCCUUCCACGAGCGAUGCGAUCCAAAAGCUAAGAGAAACCCAAGACUUGCUAACGAAAAAACAGGAAUAUCUCGAGAAACAGAUCGACGAUUUGCUUCUAGUCGCUAGAAAGAAUGCAUCCAAGAACAAAAGAGUUGCUUUACAAGCUUUGAAGAAGAAAAAGAGACUAGAGAAGACUUUGCAGCAAGUUGAUGGAACCUUAACUACUUUAGAAUUACAAAAGGAUGCUUUAGAAGGGGCAAAUACCAAUGCUGCUGUUCUAAUCUCUAUGAAAGAUGCAGCUGCUGCAUUAAAAUAUGCCCAUAAGAAUCUAGAUAUAGACAAUGUGCAUGAUAUAAUGGAUGAUAUAGCUGAACAACACGAUAUAGCCAAUGAAAUUUCAAAUGCUAUCAGCAACCCUGUUGGAUUUGGAGAAGAUAUCGAUGAGGAUGAACUGAACAAAGAACUGGAAGAACUUGAGACAGAGGAGCUUGAAUCUGGUCUUAUUGACGUUCCUGGACCCACAAAACUGCCUCCAUUACCCACACAACUGGACGAAGAUGAAAAAGCUAAAAUUAAGAAACCAGCAAAGAAAGUUGAAGAUGAUGAUGACAUGAAAGAAUUGGAAGCCUGGGCUUCGUAAAAAACAAAACUUUUUAGUCAUUUUCCAUGUUAAAAAAUAAUAAUAAGCCAAUAUAUCAGCUUAUUCUAAAUGCACUGUGAGAUCAACAGAGAAAGAUAUAAAUUUUAUGAAGUGAAUUAAAGUUACACAAGUUUUUUGGUAGGUAUGUUAUUUUGUAUAAUAGUUAAUAAUUAUUAAAACUUAACUAAAAAUAUUUCUUAAAGCUAAAAUAUAAAUAUAAGUAAGCUUUCUACUAGAAUUUUGAAUAUAUUUGUACAUAAUAUUAGAAGCAAAGAAACAAUAAGUAUUUUUAAAAUAUUCUAGGUUCUGUAAUUUUAUUUUGGUAUAAUGUAAUUUUAAAGGUAUCGAUAGGAAUGAUGUAUUUGUAUUUGAUUAUGCAGGAAUAUAUAUUUAUAUUAGUCUUUA